AUGAACAAAGACAGUAAAAAUGCGACGCGCCAACGGGAUAAGAGACGACUGGUUUUGGAGCCUUCCACAUCGACCGCUGGAUCAAACACGAGCACAAAUGCGAUCUCAAUCGACUAUAUAUCACACAAAAAACACAAAAGUAUGCAUAUUAACAUCCCAGAAGCUUCAGCGUGCCCAUCCGACCAAAGUCACGAUCUGUCACGCUACUUGAAGACCCUUGACGACAACUUUUUCAAACCAAAUGAACUUAUUCAGGACACGGGACUCGAAACGGCGGCUCAGGUCGUGCUCGAGGCAAUACACGCGGCCGCAUACGAGCAAGGUGACGGAGGCCUCGGAGAAGGAAUGGCGAGCCCAAAUAUCGCAAAAGUGGAGACGGACGGAAAUUCGAAUGCUGUCUUCACUGCCCUGCAAGCGGCGACAACUCGGCUUCUUGAAGUUGGCUUCUGGACCUUUCCUCUACUGCUCUCUUAUAACAUCCAACUUCACAAACUUUGCUUCACACAUUUGGUUGAUCAGUUCCCAACAACCGCGAAAUCUUAUACUUCGCCCAAUUCGAUAUUCCAUAAACUCUUGGAUAUCCUCAACGCGUUCUAUAUCUGCUUUCCACCCACAGAGGACGAUGCCGACGACCCGGAAGUCGCCCACUUUUCAUUUACUCUCCUCAAGACGCAACCUGCGCUAGUCGCACUUUCCCAGUUGGAAUUUCCUCUAAUUACAUCGCCCACUAUAUCGUCGACUGGGCGUGUGGGAAAGAGACGAAUUUCCGUUGACCAAGAAGUGGAAAUCGACCCAUUCUUUAUCAAAAAGCACCAGAAGAAGAGAUCAAGAGCUGCGAGUCAGUCGCUGGGAGUGGACAAAACGGCUUUCAGCAGUAUUGGCACCAUCUGUCCAAGGAAUGAGGCCGAAUUAAAGCAACUGGAGUCGGAUAUCUUGAACGAACGGAAAGAUAUUCUCAAGGCUUACUUGGAGAAGCUACUACGGCCCAGCUCACUGCGACAUGCCCAAAGGCUCAUCGCGAGAGCAGCAAGCGAGGAGAGCGAUCCUAUCUCCAAGCAGGAAGACUCGAUUGCGCACAAGCGUCGCAAUACAUCUGCAGACGAGUCCUCUAAACGAACGGCAAUUGAUACAGAAGCAAUGUCUGUCGCUUCGCAAGCCCUCAACCCUGUCAAGAGCAUUCAAAUUAUGGAAGAAGACAUCAAGGAUUUCGGAGUAUGGCGUAUUCUGCUCUCGGGAGAAUCCGUCCGCCAUCUUCGUCAGUUUAGUCGGGCGGAUCGGCACAUGUUCGAGAUUAUACGCAAGAAGCUGAGAGAGCUGUCGGAAGGCUUCUUCUCGAGGUCGAAUCAGAAACGGCUUGAGGGAAAGGAUUCCGAAGUUCCCGUCUACGAGGCGAAGAUGACAGGCGAUACGCGACUCGUAUAUACGAUUGAUUGUGUACCAGAUGCUUCAGGCGAGAGAGUUACACAGGUCAUCAAAAUGUUCGGCGUAUACACACAUGCGCAGAUCAACAGUCGUCUUUGGGCUGCCGUCGCCAGCUGGUCAACUCGUCGAGGAGCAGAGUACAGGAGACGAUGUCUCUUUCGCGAAACAUCAAAGCAGAACCGGGACUAUGUGAUCCCGUACUCUUGGCCUCCCUUACCAGAGUCAUACGAGGCGGCCUCUCCAGCAAUUCAGGCAGAUGCGGAUAUUAUGCUUCAAUUGCAUGCGCUCUUGACACACGAAAAGUUUGUUCCAUUCACUCAAACCGUCCUUGAAAGUAUCCUUGCAGACGAUGAGAGUACCCAUCCAUUUGCAGUGUCGCAUCGUGAGCAAGAAAUCAUAUAUCAUCCGUCCUCUUGCUUUGUGAUUGGACGUAGCGGCACUGGAAAGACCACGACGAUGCUCUUUAAGAUGCUGGCAAUUGAGAGGACCUCCAAACAGCUGAACACCCGCAAAGUUCGCCAAGUAUUUGUUACUCAAUCUCGUGUCCUUGCGGACAGAGUUGAAGAGUACUUUGUGAGCUUAAUGGAGACAUGUGCCAAGGACGUUGGAGACUCUGGGAUACUAGGCGAUACUUCUCUACGAAAGAAGGGGGCCGAAAAGAGGCUCGUAGAGCUCGACGAAGAGGACGAUCAGUUUGAGACACUGCCCAAAAAGUUUAGCGAGCUCGAGGAUCGACAUUUUCCGCUGUUCUUGACGUUCGACAAGCUCUGUUCUCUGUUAGAGGCGGAUAUGAACGUCAUCCAUGACACAGAAAAAGCCCAGGUUUCCAAACGAUUUCGUCUGGCCGACGCACCUGAUGUGAUAUUGGACUUGGGGACCGCCGAGACGAUUACGGAAGGCUCCACAAGGCGAUCCACGCGUAGAAAGCGCAUACUAUACGAAGAUUUCGUAUCAAAAUAUUGGCCGCAUUUCCCUCAGAAAGCGCGAAAAGGCCUGGAUCCUUCCUUGGUCUGGAAUGAGAUACAAGGUGUCAUAUGCGGAUCAGAGAACUCAAUCGAGCAACCAGGUGGUGCUCUGAGUCGGGGAAUCUAUGAUUCAGACGCCAUCAGCUACCGCAAGCAAGCGACAUUUGCCAGGCAUCGCUCUCGUCUUUACGAUCUCUUCGAGAUUUAUUGCAAAAAGAAGAGAAAGCUCGGAGAGCACGACGCUGCUGAUAGGACACAUGCCUUGCUCAAGAACCUCUCAAAUUUGCAAUCGUCCGGAUACUUUGAUUAUAUAUAUGUGGACGAGAUUCAAGACAACCUCCUCAUCGACGCAAAACUCCUUCGCACCUCUUGUCGAAAUCCACACGGAAUUUUCCUGGCAGGCGACACGGCGCAACAGAUUACGUCCACGGCAUUUCGAUUUUCAGAUCUCAAGGCGUUUCUCUAUCGCAUCGAGGAGGAAGAUCCCGCAGUUCUGUCCAGGAAGCGGGAGGCAAUUCAUCCAAAAGAGUUUACCCUUGCAAUCAAUUAUCGCUCACACGGGGGUAUCAUCAAUUGCGCCCAUUCCGUGGUCCAGCUGUUGACCAAGCUAUGGCCCGACUCUAUUGAUGUCUUAGAACGAGAGCAAGGUCUCGUUGAUGGUCCUAAGCCAAUGUUCUUCAGUGGCUGGGACGUCGAAUCUGUGCACUACGAGCAGUUCUUAUUCGGAGAAGUAUCCAAUCGAAAUGAAUUUGGAGCUCAGCAAUGUAUCCUGGUUCGGAAUGAGAUGGCGAAGGAACAGUUACGAAGUCACAUUGGAGACGUCGGAGUGAUUAUGACUCUAUAUGAGAGCAAAGGCCUCGAAUUCAGCGACGUUCUCUUAUACAACUUCUUCCAAGACUCACUUGUUUCUACCGAAUGGCGAGUGAUCCUCAACGAAGUCGAGGAUAGAAAACGUGCUGGAUUUUCUGUUCCCACUUUUGACGAGCUCAGACAUUUGGGUUUGUUCUGGGAGGCCAAAGGUCUAAUUGACAUAAAAAGGCCUGGAGAUGACAUCCCGCGCCUUGCAGGCAAGCCUUCUAGGAUGAGCUCGACGCCCGAGGAAUGGUACAAGAUGGGACGUAUCCUAUUUUCUCGCAAGAACUUUCAACAAGCCGUGGUGUGCUUUGAUCGGGCAUCUGACCCACUCCUAAGUGCCAUAUCACAAGCUUUUCAUCUUCGCAAAUUGGCCCGGGUUAUAGAAGCAGGGACCGACGCGAGGAAGCGAUCCUUUUUGAAGGCAGCUAAAAUUUUCGAAGAAUGUGCUCAAGGAAGUCAUGACCAAAGUCGGGUCUGUUGGGUUCGCUGCGCAGAGUGCUAUGUAGAGGCUGGCGACGAUCGCAAGGCCUCGGAUGCGUACUGUGCAGCCGAAGAGUUCACAAAAGGCGCCCAAUAUGCGAGGAAGGCGGCUGCGUUUGACCGCGCCGUCGAGAUUAUUCAAACUAGCCAAGUAGACGAGCAUGUUGCUGCGUCCAUCAGAGCAGUGUGCCAGGUUGUAUACCUCCGUGAAAAGGCGUAUAGCAAAGCACGCCGCUUGUUCGACUCUGACGAGGAUUUUCUUGAACGUUUCGACUUGUUUGGGUUCGAUAAGAGUCCUGUACUCCUCAAACUAGGUCGCUUUGAGGAAGUCGCGGAGAUUCAACUCAAGUCCGGCAAUUGGCUCGAGGCCAUCGAUUUAUACAUUCGAACCGCAUCACCUGCGGCCAUAGCAAAGACAGAAGGGCUCAUUCUCGACCAAUGGUGGAAGAUGCUACCAUUUGGGACGACCGCAGACAUCCAAAAUAUGCCAACCAUCGAUCGCCUGCUCUCGUUUACCGAGAAGAUAUUAUCGCCUUCUCCCACAUGGCUUGCAGAGGUCAACAUGUUUCGAGGCAUCAUUGACAAUGAUAGGGAAAAUCUCAUCCUACAAGCUGGGGCAUUUCUCAAGUCAAACAAUACACUUGCCGCUAUUCGAUGCUACGGACACGUCUAUAGAGACCAGGAUGAUAUAUCUAACGUUUCUAUCGACGGAAUGCGCGUAAUACUUCAGCAUUUGCACCACUUUGGAUGCUGCAUGCGGUCCAUUUUGCGCGUGGACAAUCUCGCUUUCAUUCACGAUGUGCGUACACAGCGGCUAAUGGGCUACACCAUCGAUGCUUCUGGGACCGAAGCGACUAUUUUCCCAGCUUCUAUCCUCAAUUGCCAUGUUGCUGUAGAGACAACCCGCCAAACUUUCCAGGCCCUCAGGCAAGACACGACAGGGGCAUUCGUCGUCACUAUCGAACGCGUAGGCGAACUUGCUCGAAUGCACCUAGUAGAUGCAUUCAGAUCAAUAAUAAAACGCCAUUCUCAUGCUGCUGCAAAAGCGGUCGUAUUCGCCAAUAUAUGCAUGGCACAUCUCGGCGGCAACUGCCAAAGCAACCCAUGUACUCGUUUGCACAUACCGACGGAUAAUGGAAAGAGUGUUAUCAACCGGAGGCUACGUCUCUACUUGAGGCAGAUUAUUGUCAUCAAUGACAUGGACUUUCUUCUCCGGAAAUCGGAGCGUCAAAGAUUACGCACUUUCUGGAUUUCCAAGCUAUUCGGAUGUGUCUACCCAGACAUCGUUGCCGCUGGCCGAAUUGCUGAUUUUGUUACUCAUUUAACGCAAACAGAACCACUGGUCUCUCAAGGGCUCACGGUUCUUAGGCAUUGGAUCGAGGAAGGAUUUUACAACCUUGAACCAGACCGCAUGGAUCAUAUCUUGGAACUCUUCCUCAUUGCAACUGCCUUUGAUCACUAUGCUGCCCCACGAUAUAUUCUACAUUCGCGACUGGAGCGCAGACUUUUAAGUGAUGGUUAUCGCGUGCAUUCCGACACAGGCCAACGUACGCCACUCAUCCUGGAUCUAUUUAACUGUCUUUUUGUGGACGAGCAAGGCACGGCUGAGAUAGGAGUGGCAUUUAUCAUAACAAUACUUGCCAACAGAACGCGUGUAGACGUUCAUUCUCUUGUCUGUGUUUUGGAGCUAGUGACUGCAGUGGUUUUAGCUGGAAUGAACCCCUCCCUGCACGCCGUUGUCAUCCCAAAGUCAUGGCUAUUUGUUCUGGGACAACGGGGCACCUGGCCGGUCGUCACCAUCUGGGCGUACAUUUCACAUCUGGUCAAACCGUUGGUCAAUCUUGCUAUAGAAAUUUCCAAGGGUGCUAAUAAUCUGGAACUUCGACGACGGCCUUUGGGAUCUCACGGAUUGACUCCAAGAAUAUCUUUGAUUGAAAGAAUCUUCCGGUGUUUGAUUCUAGCUGGUCAUAAUUCACAUAAAGAAGUCGUCUGCAAUCUCAUUGGCUCGAAUAUUGCUAGCCUCUCUAGAUACACAGGUACUGCGGACCAUGAUGUCGCCCUGCCUUGGAAAUAUAUACAAGCGAGUGGAUGGGAGGAUCUUUUCCGGGUCAUGGUUGACUCGAAGAUGAACACCGGAUCGGAUUCACUUGUCCAGUUGGUCUCGAAGCAUCAAACAGCGCAUGUGAUCGGAGGUGUAUCGAAUCUGCCAUUCGAGGACACCAAAAGUCUUUUCUAUACAUUUGCCGCCUCCCCUCUCAUCGAAGUUGCUCAACACUCCACUUUGAGAGCAAAUGCUGUCGAGUUUCACCCUCGGAUCCUCCCAGCAUCCGAUUCUGCCCAACAACAGGACACGGUCUCGUCCACUGCAGCGGACACCUCAAACGCAAUGAGUGGCCCGACUCUAACGAUCGACGAGGCCAAGCUGUCUCAGUCUUUCAACCAAGACCACCAGGUCGCUGCAACGCGGAUACAAAAAUUAUAUCGUCAGUAUCGCCAACAUGUCCUUGCGGCAACCAAGGCGACGGCGCUCGAUACAUGGUUCGCGCAAUACGAAAAGGUCGCUCAUUCGAGCACAGUUCGUUACCGUGUUAGACUCUGUGGUCCGCUCCCACACUUUAUGGUAUGCGUAGAGGCAUAUAAGCGCCAGCUGGACCGGCAGAAGCGUCAACUUUCUGAACGUGCCCAACAAGUUAAGCAUGAUGAACUGGAAGAUACGAUGGAAAGGAUAACGAGAUUAAGUGGGGAGAGGAAAGCUAUAAACACCCUUGCGGAUCGCCUCAAGCCGUCGUCCAAAAUGCAUCAAGAAGGAAACGUCGAUGUGCUCGUGAGCGUCGUAGAGGAGCUCUCGCGUCAUUUGAAACAGUUUAUCGACGAACGGCCGACAUUGGAGGAGGACUGGGAAAGAGCGCUGAAAGGCAUUGUUUGGCCAGCAAAGGAGCGAGCGCCACCAAAGGCAACUCCCAAGCCCGAGUUGAAUACCUCUGACCUGCUCGAAUUCUAA
This is a messenger RNA of Serendipita indica DSM 11827, 6723 nucleotides long. The record is from the annotation of a GenBank genome assembly. NCBI's taxonomy places the organism in Eukaryota, Fungi, Basidiomycota, Agaricomycetes, Sebacinales, Serendipitaceae.